UGUGUACAUACGCACAAAACUAUCAUUCACUUUUGAAAGUCUUCAAAUUACGUAUACACCGAACAAUAGACAAUGAAUAGAAGGAUUACAAAGGAAAUGGAUUAUUCAAACGCUAGGAAUACGAAAUAAAUAUAAGGAGGUCGUGUAAAAAAAACUUCUUCAAUAAAUAUUCAUUAAUCCGAUAAAUAAUGAGACGUGAUUGUGAAUAACUACUUCGAUAUUAUCAAGUACAGUAGAAAUAAAAUCUCUUAUAAAUUUACCAAUUAUCUGAAGGUCACUGAACGAUUCGUAUGAACAAUUUUUUCUUUCUUUAUUUUUCGGCGACUGUUUACGGUGUAAUCAAAAUAAUCAAGGGAUCGACGAAUAAGUUGUAAAUAUAUUAUUCGAUGAACCGAAUCCAUUUAUCGCGACGUAUAAACAAGUGGUUCUUUCCUUUCUUUGAAGGUUCCCACGCUGGGAAUUAAUUAUAAACGUACGCGCGUGCGCUCUCUUUGACACUCACAAUAUCGACUGCCACAGAACGAGACCGAAAGUGUACUCUAUCAUAUCGUGACCAUCUUUGUUUGCCUCUCUCUCUCUCUCUCUCUCUCUCUCUCUCUCUCUCUUUCUCUUUUUCUCUCUCUUUCUGUUGCUCUCUUUCAUCUGCAAAGCCAUCUAAUCUCGCGAUGAUAAUAUGAAGAUACAAGGACGACCAUCAAUUACGAGAUACAUGGAGAAGAAACUAAACAUUUGUCUCUUCAUGCAGUUAUAGUUCGAUAGUCAUAUCACGCUCGAUUUCUUAUUGCAAAGAAGUGUGAUCAUUAAUUUCGAUCUGUCGAAGAUAGAGAUUGAAACAAGACCCGCGAGUAUCGAUAUGGUUUGCCAUCUUUCAAGAUAAUCGAAACAACUACGAAAGAUUUUUGAAAGAUACAUUGAGAAGACAUCGUAUAAACAAUGUUUAAAAGAGUUCGAUACCUUUUCGCAAUAAUGCUUUGCAUUGCGAACAUGAUCAUCUACGGUCUCAAGGUCAAUAUAGCAAUAGCUAUAGUUGGUAUGGUGAAACUUGAAAAAUCCGUAGCGUCAGACGAGUGUCCUGAAUUUGGAGAUGUAUCUGUAAAGCAAAUUACGGAUAUGGAAGGACCAUUUCAUUGGUCGACCACUCAGCAAGGACUUGUUAUUAGUAUAUAUUUCGCAGGAUAUCUCAUUGGAAUGUUUCCUUCAGGAUAUUUCGCCGAUCGAUUUAACACGAAGCUAGUGUUAUUGAUAUGUGUGUUAGCCAAUUCAAUUCUAACGAUCCUCGUGCCAAUUUGUGCAAGCAUUUUGUCACUUCUACUCUUCGUGAGAUUUUUUAUGGGUAUUAUGAGUGCUGCUAAUCUUCCAAUAGUGAACGUUCUGGUGGGAAAAUGGGUUGUUUACGAGGAAAAGAGUAUGUGGGUUGGGAUAAUCUACGCUGGAACAUCUCUAGGAACUGUCAUAUCGAUUCUGACAUCUGGCUUAAUCUUGAAAGAUCUAGGAUGGGAAGCUGUGUUUUAUAUUCAUGGCAUACUCCCAUUAUUGUGGUGUAUAGUUUUCUAUUGUUUUUUCGAGGAUUCUCCGGAAAAUCAAAAAUUCAUAACCGAAGAAGAAAGAACACUAUUAAUCACAACGUAUGGCCAUCGAACACCACAAUCAUCAAAAAUGAAGAUCCCUUGGAAAGCAAUCUUUACUUCUGUACCAUUCUGGGCACUUAUCUGGACCAAUACUCUCGGAAACUUUUGUUGGUAUUUCUUACUCACUCAAAUGCCACUUUACAUGAACAAAAUACUUCGAUAUGAUAUUCAAUCCAAUGCGAUGAUCACUUGUUCCCCAUAUUUAAUGAACGCCAUAGUUAAUCCGCUCCUUGGUAAAGCAUUAGAUGCAGGUAGAAAUAAAGGUAUCUGGUCGCAAACGACGGCAAGAAAAAUUGCUGUUUUCAUAAGUGCUGUUCCACCUGGUAUUUUUCUCAUAAUAAUUAUGUAUAGUGGAUGUCGUCGUAUAAUUGCGACGGUUUUAUUAGUUCUAAGUAUCGUUGUUUGUGGAGCUAUUUUCGUUGGUCAUCUUUGUAAUCAAAACGAUUUGGCACCGAAUUACGCCGGUAUUCUUAUGGGAAUAACGAAUACACCUGGAACAAUUUCAGCGUUCAUCUUACCAGCGUUGGUGGGCGCUUUAAUGGAAGAAGGACAUACGUUUGCACGCUGGAGAAUCGUUUUUUGGAUAACCGUCAUUGCUCAGUUUCUUGCCUUCUUAAUAUUUGUUACCUUCGGUUCCGCAAAAAUUCAACCAUGGAAUUAUCCAGAAUCAGGAGACACAAAUUUGGAACAGAUGGGAGAACGCCGGGAAAGGACUUAAAUGAAUUUUGUAUUUACGUCUGUUACUUAUGAAAAUCAUUGCAAACAAGGUCGAUAGAAUGAGAUAGAAUAUUUACAAAAAAUUUGACGCUGAUUUUAAAAAGUAUACGUGUAUACAUUUUAAUAUGUUUAUUUACAGAAAAGGAACGAUGAUUCUAUUUUUCUUUUUCUUCUUUUAUGUAAAAACAUAUAACCGCAAUUUUGCGAUUUUAAUAUAUGAUUCGAUCGAUAGAUCUUUUUAAUAUAUAUUUUUAAUAAAAAUUGUUAAUAUAUCGACCUUUCGAUGAUAUUUUCUAGAUAAGAUAUUCGAUUGAAAACAUUCUCUUGUUAUUAAUUUUAUUACAAUAUUGCUGCUUGUCGUUUGAAACAAUAUUUCAUACCACUGUACGUCGAUCUAUGUAAUGUUACAAUUUUUUUAUAAAUAUGAAAUCGUUUUAUUCAGAAAGAUUUUAACGUGUUUGUUUUAUUACGUAAAAAGAAACGAGGAAAAAGAAGAUAAAGAAAAACAAAAUAAACAGGAAGACAGAAGACAUAGAGGACAAAUUAGACGUCGACGAGUGUAGACGAGUGUAGACACAUUCCAAAAUCUGCUAGGAGUGUUACCGAAAGAUGCGAAAGAAUGAUAUGGCGAGUAUUUCGAAAAAGAGUAAAAGAGAAAGAGAGAGAGAGAGAGAGACCACCCAUAAUGACGAAAGACGGUGGCAAUUAGGUUGCACCACCUACAAAAAUCUCUUUUAUUCCAAUUAGAUCGUGCCAUAACCCAACCGACUCUGAGUGACGCCUCGUGUUCAUGGAAAAUACUUGUCGGGAUAAAGUGGAAAGGAGACAAGGAGAAGGUUGGCUCUUUUCUCGAAAGAAGAACCACGUCUCACGACGUGUGGAAUAUUUAUGGAGGCUGAAAUAUUACGUUUGUAAUCUAUUUCCAGCAUAUAGACGGCCUCGUCGACACGACUAACGUGGCAGCGUCGAGUCAUUUCCUCUUUCCUUUAUAUAUUACCUAGCUCUCUUAUUCUUCACGAGUCACGAAUUUUCGAAGGCUCUUAACAUUUGGAAAUUAACAAUUUUUUAACACGGACACUCUAUCGGAAAGAAAAAAGGAAAUGAAAAAAAGAUAAAUUUGAUGUCUUUUUUUUCUUUCAUGUUACCGCAAAAGAUCUAUAAAUUUUGUUCAUCCAUUAUGAAUUUCUUUAUAAAUCUUUUUUAUUUUCAUUGCCAUAAUCAAUCGUCUUGAAUAUGAUCAAGCAAGUUUAGUAUUUUUAUCUCAUAUAUUUAAUUAAAGAUUUUUCUUACAAAUUCAUUCAUUUAUAAUUAAUAUUUCUCGACGAAAUCGUCCAAGUCGGAAUACAAUUGUAUCGUUAUAAAUAAAAAAAAAAAAAAGAAGAGAAUUAUUAUAUCGUUAUAGAAGAGAGAAUUAUAUACUGUUGUUGAAUAAAUAACUAUGUUAAAGUAGAAUUUAAUAAAUCUCACAUAAUCUUAA
Molecule: messenger RNA, 3822 nt
Organism: Vespula pensylvanica (western yellowjacket)
Lineage: Eukaryota; Metazoa; Arthropoda; Insecta; Hymenoptera; Vespidae
Product: sialin-like
Exons: 6
Coding region: 934-2346 (470 amino acids)
Biological process (GO): monoatomic anion transport; transmembrane transport
Molecular function (GO): transmembrane transporter activity
Source: RefSeq, a predicted model, not a curated record